ACCCAGAGAAUUUGUGGAAAUUUAGCUGUACAAUACAGAAUAGACUACGACACUGAAAAACCAAUCACGUUGUAACUCGAGCAUCUAUAAUCUGCAUAAAUUUUGGAUCUGACAUUCGUGGGUUGGUUGAAAAGUUGAUUUCAAAUCUAAUAUUGAACAUUGAAGACUAAACUCUGAAAUAAAGUUGAGAUCAUCGGAAAGAAGCCACUGCGAGCAAGCGAAAAAAACUCUUGAGAAAAAACGUUUGAGAAUUUUUAGCAGCAGCUUUUCAACAAAUUCCCUAAAUCAUGCAUUUGUACAUACAGGAAGUGCACCCCCAACGACAUUUGAGGAUUGAAUAAUACCAGAGAAAACUGCAUAUAUAUUUAUACAACCAACCAGUCUAAACCACUAUUCACUGUCUGCCACAUAACGGAAAUAUUGCCAAGAUUUAUCCAAUAUUCAGCGUUUGACUACUCGACGCCACGUUGUGCUGUAUAUUUUACUUUGGUGAUUCCUUGGACGGACAAACCAAAAUUGUAGAAAACCGCAAUUUAGUUUGUGAAGAAUUCAAUACUCGGCUGGAAUGAUUGUCUUGAUUCAUAUUUUACUGUUUAUGAGAUCGGCUCGUUCUGCUGAGGAUGAGCGGAAGGAUUUAUCAUCCCCAGAAGCGUCGUUUACGUUCUUUUUCUAGCUCUUUCACUGCAUUCAAAUCAGUGAUCAGAUUUUAAGCACCUACAUGACAAUCCAUUCGAUGGGGUUGAAGAAAAUCUAAAACUGACGACAAAGUCCAAAAUUCAAGGAGAGUGUGUGUAGAUACAUAUGUCCUCGUUAUUGAGAUUUGAGGUUUGUGUCAUUAAUGUGCUGUGUUGUUGUUGAUAGUGCAUUUUUACCAUCGAAAAAAGAGUUUAUCAACCGUGAAUUUCUUAUGUGCGAUGAAAUGGAUGGACUGAUGCAAGGAUUUGAGAGGGACGCUUAUUAGAAUUUAGCAAAGUGCAAAUGCGCACGAGAGAUAGUCAGAUGUCAAUAUAAAUUAAAUAAUAUGGAUCAUAAAUUGGCACCAAAAAUGGAAGUAGGAUCAGAUCAAGGGUCGGAUCAAGUUGCCAAUUAUUUGUCCUCCCGACAGAGCGGUGACACCAUUGUUGUCGAAGAAAGCUUUAAUGAUAAAUUGACUCCGCUUCUCGACCUGGUAAAUAAUAUCAGUGGCAACGCAUACCACGAAUGUCAGCAAAACGAAGCCAACUCCAGGUCAUUGGAUGACGGGUUUUCUCGUCAGCAAGGUUUCAGUCAACGUCACAUGGAAUCAUUGGAAGACGAGGGGGGGCAGCAGAUGGAAAUGGAAAUCCGAAUCCAAGGAGCAGAAAACGGAGAUUAUGGCGACUUUCAGUUCUUUCACCACAAACUUUCACUACAACAGCAUUUAGGACACAAUGAAUUUUCUGGCGUCAGCUCCUUUGGAUUACAGAAUGGUAGUGCUGAGGAAUGUGAUGAUAAUGGAACUGGCAGCAGUUUUUCUGAAAACCCGUUUGUUUUUCCCGAUAAUGUGAUGGAGUACGGUGAACCACAGUUUUUCCCUGGCAGCUGUGUAACUGGGUAUCUAGAGACGAUACUGGAGGAAACGGAUGAAGAGUUCGACGAGGAGGAGGGGUGCUCAGGUCGUCAUUGGUGGAAUGCUAAUGACAGCGAUACUGACACAGACUCCGUGAUCAGAGUUGACAAUCAGGUGCAACAACACCACAACCACUCCCAAUUGUGCAACAACAAUAACAAUCAGUCAGUCUCAUCAGUCGUCCCAUCCGUAACCACAAACUCCAAGCUAAAGUCUGUCGACAAUGUUGAAGAUUUAUCUGUCCAAUCCACCUUUCGCUCCUCGGCAAGCUCAAGGCCUUUUGAGCUCGAGGAUUUGCAUCUCUUGGACCAACUUGAUCUCGCAUUUGAGGAGACGUUGAUGGAACCCAGACGCAGGUCAGGAUUUGCAGCAUUUGGCCACCAAUUACAUUUGCUUGACCAACCUCUAGAGAAACAUGUCAAACUAUUUCAUCACGAUUAUGAAAAUGACGAUGGCCGAGCAGCAUUUCUCAGGGACGGAGUUGUUCUUAAAAGAUCUGCAAGUCACGACGGUGAAAGGACAGUAUUCUCCAGCGAGGAUGAUUUCAUAGUGCCCCAGAGAAAGGAGAAAGUGGUUAGUGAAAAAGUUGAGAAUAACUCGGUGAGCAGUAGUGGUGACAGGGACAGCAAAAAAGACGGUGGUGGUGAAAGCGAGUUGCCCUUGGGUAACGUCGUAAGUAAAGAAACAUUUGGGUCGUCGUUGUCACCAUCUUCAUCCGACUCCUCAGAACCGCAUGAAGUAGCAGAAGAGGAUUUCUUUUACUCUUCACCUGGAUCUGAAGAGGACGAGGAGGAGGAAGUUAGCUCAUCAGAUGACUCGGAGAAAGCAGAAUCUGGAGGAGUUGUCCUAGCAGAAUUUUCCCUAGCUGGAAGUGGAACUGGGGGAGGAAAUAAUAACUCAUUUAGCUCUGGGAUGCUGUUUGGAAGUGGAAGAAAUCGUCGGUCUUUGGAGUCCACAACUUCAUCUUCUGCCAGCUCCUCAAAGCUCAAGUCCUUUCGCAGUUUUGAUAGUCUCAACGCCCUUUCAGGUACUGAACUCCUGUUCUCAAAAGCAGACACAUUCCCUUCGUUCCAUUACAUUAAGGAAGAUAUAGAACCCGGUGGUGGUGGUGGCGGCGGCGGCUCUUCUGGACCCGAUUGCAAUCUUACUUCCUGUUCCACAAAUGAUGUUCCGGGCGUCAGCUGCCCUGAAAGAGGUGGCGAAGAGGAGUCCCAGUCCCUUCCAUCUCAUCACUCUUCUCCUUGUUAUGGGCCAGGGUUCCCACCGACAUUCCAUAUCACAAAGACAACCCCCUCUCACUCUUCAUCGUCUACGUCGACAGCCUCAUCCAGUUCCACGUCCACCACAUCUGGAAUUGUACAUUCAUCCGAGAAUUUGUCAGAAGAUAGUGGUAUUGGACCCGAAGGGACAUUGGCUGGAAGUCGUCGUCAUCCCAUCAAACGGAGCAGUGAGAGCUUUUCUGACGAACCUGAGCAGCAAGAAGAUGGAGGCGAAGAAAGUGCCAAAGCAUACAUUGCCAAAUCUGAAUUCGCCCUGAAUCCAUUAGUAUUCUCAUCUCUCUCCUCGUCCUCAGAUGCUGGGAGUAAUAGUCCAAGCAUAAACAGCAUCCCGAGUUUAAAUAAUAACGAAUCAUCGUCAGUGGUGGAUUUCUCGGGGAAGUUAAAGGAAGAAUUAAAGGGAAAUCAGGGAUGCGUGACGAAUGGAGAAAGUGUCGUGACUGCACAACCUGCGCCCCACCACAACUAUUAUGCGGAGAAGGACGUCGGAGUAGUGAGAGGCGGAGCGGAGAAUGUUACAGAUGAGAUUGGAACCAUUACACAUAACUCUUUAUCCAAUUUUCAUCAGGGCAAAGUGGAUGCGAGUGAUUCUCUUCAAAUUGAAAGUCCACAGCCACAACCAAGUAAUCAUAAGGCAGGGCCGGGUGCUUUUGCUGCAAGUAUUCCAUUUGAGACGAAAUUGCUCAUUUCCAUCAAUGACCAGCCGACCAAACCCGCAGCAGCAUCUUCGCUUUCAUCCAAUUUCUCCACCUUUGAAUGUAAUUGUUCCUCCAAGACCAAACAGGAAUGUGGACUCCACCCGUAUUCAACAUCAUCAGAUACUACGGCGGAUUUGCGAAACUUCACCACCAAAGUAGUAGCAGGAACAGGAGGGAAAGCUGACGAAGCGAAAGAUUGCUGCACGCUAUCUCCUACUACUGGUAGUUCUAGUUCUGGUAGUUCUGCCGAACUCGUCGGCAUCAUCCCUGAUAGAGAUUCAGAUAGCCUCAAUUCCUUGAACUACCACGUCACUCCUCAAUCCGCCAGCUUAACGAAUUCUUGCGUAAAAAUUGACACCAACCUCGAUCAACGUAAUUCUAAGGUGGCUGAAACGAAACCAUUAUUAUCAUUCCCAUCAGCAAUUGAAAAAAACGACUCAACUCAGCACGAGAGCACUAGAAAUCGCACAAACAACUGUCCUUCUUUGGCGACAGAAUCCCAUAUUUCACUCCAUCGUAAGAACAACAAUGGUGUAGAUGCAGAAUCAAGAACCUUGAUGAAUAACUCUCAAAACCAAGAUAGAAGAGUGGGUGGUGGUUCUGUGGUGCAUUGUCAAGUGCCUUAUUCGUCAGAAAUGGAAAUAAGAGAAGGGGUGCCAGACGAAGAGUGUACUACAAAUAGUUUUCCACCUCCGCAUGAUUACUUAUUGCCAUCAUCAUCCAUAUGUCAAGGUGGAGGUUCGAUAGAGAUGUUGUCGUCGUCGUCUCAUCGUCAACAAAGUAAUGACAUGAAAGAUGGUGCGGAUCAUGUUUCUAGCUCAGCAGUGGAUCCACCCACAAGCAAAAUAACUCGUCCUAUUCAAAGGCAACGAAGCCAGAGUGAAAGUGAGUUUGAGUGUGUGGAAUGUGCCGUUGAAUUGGAUAGCUUUGUGAACUCGGAACCCACAACAAAGCGUCAAAGCAGCAGCAUCUCAUCUCCCCCCACAACGCGUGAACCCAUUUGUGGUGAUACUGCUGGUGGUAACUUGGCAAUAAAUGGGGAAAGUGGGCCAGUGUCAACCUUGAUGCAAAGUUUUGAGCAGAAUGGAAUGCAGCACCAGCAGCAGCUUCAUGAGGAUGGGCAAAAAAAUAUUGUUGAUGUUGCGAACAUGAGGUCUGCUGCUCCCCAUAAACUUUUUACUUCACCUUUGCUAUCCUCCCAUGAUGGUGGUGAUGCUCAUGCUGGUCAGAAGGACCAUGUUCAUGCUAAUGGCACAAGUGGUGGCAGUAAUUCAAUUGAACCCACUUAUUGGCCAGCACAAGUUGGGGAGACGAGUUGUGCUGGCAUUAAAAACGCAAAAAUUUCAUUACAUCAUCCCAGAAGUGAUCUGUUGGAGCAAGAUCAUGCUCAUCCAACCAAUAAUAACGUUAAUGGUGAGCAGAAGAGUGAGAUAGCAGCAAAGCUACCACCACCACAAAACGAGGCAGUGGGCCAGCAGAUUGAGAUAAAACCUUCAAGAUCAGUUAACUCGGAAUAUUCCUCAAGUACGGAUGUUGUCCAUCAGCCAACAGUAGACAAAGUGAAUAAAAGUGAAUGUGGAGUUGACAAACAUAAACAUUCAUCGUCGUCAUCAGCAUCAGUUAUUGGUCGUAUUCGUGAGGGAUCAUCGGAUAAUCACGCGGGGUUAGUUGGAGCAGUAAAACCUAUCCACCCUAUGCACAUAGGUGUGGCAGACGUAAAAAAGUUUAGUCAAUUAGAUUCGUCCGCAGCACCAGCACCAGUAUUUCAUCUCUCUCAUCAAGCAGUAGGAGAAUCCGAAUCCGAAUCGGAGAACAAGAAGAGGCAUUCUGGUGGUAAAACAGAAGAGGGGUCUAUUUUAGGGCAGUCUAAUUUUGGAUUUUUUGGACGUUCUUCCCACCCGAAAUUUCUCGCAUCUCUCAAUUCUGCUAAGAAGCAGGAGAGUUUGGAACGGUUCGGAACGGAAUCAGUUCGCUUGCCUUCUUCUUCUUUCCAAUCCAUUCACAGCACAACUGAUUCAUCAGAGUUACCAUCCUACGGCUUCCCAUCUUCGCAUUCUCAUUUUACAACUCAUCGUCCCAACCCCAACAACGCUGGCAGCAUAACACAACUUGACUACGAAGAAGGGGACAAGAACCACGAAAUAACAGAAGAAGAAACAACCCAUAAUAAUACUACUACGAGAUACGACCGAGCAUCAGGGCAUUUGCAUCUGGAAGAUAUCACGUGUGGAAAUCACCCAGACCAAUUCACUAUUUCAUUGGGUCUUCACUCCCUUGGGUCCGUAGCUGUUGCUCCUUCGCUACCCUCUAAACGCCUCGUCUUUCUCAAUGAAAGAGAUUCCCUUCCCAGUGGUAUAGGAACCUCCAUUGCUACAACUCCAGCUUCUCCACUAUCCAUACCGAAUAAUAAGGUUUUUACCAAAGACGGAUUUAGUAAAAGGACGAGUUCGAAUAGUAAUCCUCUUAAUGGAGACGACGUUGUUGCAGACGACGACUCGACAAAUAGUUGCCCCGUUUCUUCUUCCCAUCACCCUCCUGAUGUACUAGGAGUAAGAAAAACAGAAUCUUCGUCUUCUUUUUCUCCAGGAAGUGGGGAGGUUGACAGGACUGAAAAAGGUGCUAAGCAUAUCGCAAUGGAAGUCGACGCCGGUCGUGGUGGUGAUAGACAAAGCCCAUCAGGAGGAAUCCCAAUUAAGACGAGAACAUAUGGACCCCGAAACGAAGUUGAAGUUGUUCAUAUGAGUCGAAACUCUCGAACGCCAAGUCCUGCCCCCGUACCCGGCACAAACUUUCCUCUGAGCUCCAGUCUCAAACAAACUACUCAGCCCGUGACAUCGUCUUCUUCUUUUGGUGGCGAAGACUGGAACGACGGCGACCAGCAGAGUGGUGGUGCGACUAGUGAGACAAUUUCCAGUUCUUGCCCGGAACCACCGGUGAAAGCUCCGAGAACUCGGGUUCAUUUUAGCCCGGUGGUCUCAGAAAUCAGCUGGAGAGAGAGUUAUAUCGAUCAAGGCUCCGAAUUUUCUGGCUCCACCGAAGACAUUGUAUUUGCAGCACAACAACAACAACAAUUGCAAACUGGUCGUGCGGAAAGUGGGAUAGUGUCACCCUCCUUGCUCAGCAGUGCUGCUAGUAAUAGUGAAAGUGUUGGGAACGUUGUCAAUGUGAACAGUUUAGUGAGACCUCUGGAAAUGACGGACACGGUGCAUAAUAAUAAAAAUAGUCCAACAGUGGGAGAUAAUCCUUUCCGGCAACAACGCCAACCUUCACCCGGAAGGGGUCCUCCCAUUCUGGUGGAGAAAGUGCAAAUGCGAUCAUCCUUUCUCCAAGGUGGAGAUGAUGAUGAUGAUGAAGAAGAUGAUGACGAUUUGGAACGUAAGUUGACCCUUGCCUUGCACACACAACAACCAAAUAGAGCACGUUCCCCAGUGGACGAGGACCAUUUGGAUGGAGAUUUUAUAAUGGACGACGGACCAAGGAAAGAAGGUAUGCAUUUCACUAGUGCGUCUUCCCACACAACAAACCAACUGGAUAAUAACGGGGUGCUGGAUUUGUACGAAGAUGUCAGUGUGGCCAUAGAGCCACAGACAAAUAGUACCUUGUCUAUGAUGCCAGAUUUGCUUAGUCAGUGUGAAAAUGCAGCCCACGCACAAACACAUAUUGACGUGUGCAUAGAAGAAAGUGGUGCACAAGUUAAUUAUCCAUCAGGAAAGCCCCCACUGAAGCCAAAACCACAAAGAAAAUCUCAUUCGCCGACACCCCAGCCUGUCCACUUUUCGUCUUCUUCUUUUGAGAUACCUCCUCCACCCGUAGGAAUGGAUGAAGGUCUGCAACAACGACAACCCCAACAACAAAUAUUUCCCAAAAUGUUUGCCGAUGAUUCGAACGGGACCACCUUUGGUAAAUUUGGAAGCAGCAAAAGUGACAGCAAGAACAAUUCAUCUUCCUCAUUAAACAAGAAAAAAUCAUCCAAAGGAUUUGGUUUGGGCAAAAAGAGCGUUUCGGGGGGAGAUUUACAAAAAGAGCAACGAGAUAACAAGGAGGCAAGUAGUACCAGUAACAAGGAGAAAGAGACUGAUGCUUCGAAGGAGAACAAGACUGGUAGCGGCAAAGGCAACAAACCAGGAUUUUUCGAGCGUCUGUCAAAAAUUAGGCUUAGCGGAAGCAAACCGAAAAAGCAAAAGGUUCAUCCCAAAAUGGAUGAGGCAGUAGUGCAACCGCUAAAGGCUCAGAAUGCUGUCAAUUUUAAUGGCAGUUCUUCCAACAACGGAACAAAGUCCUCCACUUCGUCAGCUCAACAACCCAAUAAAACGAUGCCCACACAACCCAUUCUUAAAAAGUCCAGUCAGCCGUCUACCACUCCAGUCAUACUAAAUUAUACGCCGAGCAGUGACUUUGAUAAUGAGCCGGAUGAGUCACACGCAGCAUUUGAAAACAUUCUUGACGAAAUUGCCGGAAUCAAAAACAUUCAGAUGCGAAUGGACAAAUCAUCCUCCAGCACUCCAGAGAAACGCCACGUCUCAUCACCACCACCACCAAAAGAAAUGAGGAGUUUUGCGAAACGAAAGCAAUUCUACAGCAGUGGUGCCACUACAACUGAAUCGUCAACUCCAUCUCCACCAGUGAGUCCGAAUGGAAGGAGUAUGUCAGACUUGGACAGGAAAUUAAGUCAGUUUAAAGAGGAGACGUCCAAGAACAGGGUCAUAAUUUCUAAAUCCCAUCCAGACUUGGAACUGAUUGAAGAUAUGGUGCGACAACAGUCAGCUUCACCUGAACAAAAGAUAGUGGUGACCGUUGAUUCUUCUCUUUCUUCGCCCAAGCAGUCGAAAUCACCAGAAAAGCCAGAGUCCAAGAAAUCCCCGAAAAAAUCCCACAUGUCAGAAACAGGGCAAAAGAAUGAACGGGAGUGGUACAAACUACUCAAGUCCGCAGCCGAGAAAUAUUAUUAUCGUGGGUCCAACAAGGACAAGGAUGACAGUAAAGAAAAGGACACGACCAAGUCAUUCACACUGCCACGCACGGGGAUUGUUGAAACGGAUUUAGACACUGGAACAAGUCGGGAGAUAGAGAUGUUGGACGCUGAAUUGGUGGAACAUGGCAGAAAAUUGCCAAUGUUCACCGCUUCCACGUCGGACAUAACUUACGGCACCCACACGGGCCCCUUGACCACGAUGGCGUCCUCCUCCCCUGGAAGUUCUUCCACCACGACCAAGGCUCGAAGUCUCACCAACCUCUCCACUCGACUCCCUCUUUCCAUCGCACCCUCCUCCUCAGCAAACUACGACGACGACGACGACGUGGACCAUUUGGCCCAAAGGGAACUCAACGAGUUUGACGAACGAGCUAAAUCUUACGAAUUCCUGCUUGAUGACAAUCAAAAAAGCUUCUCUGUUCCUCCGGAAAAUAAACUACGAACUGAAGCACGUCAGCUUUCUGAACAUGAAUUGAGGAUUCAGAGAUCACUUCAACGAAUAGAUGUACCGGAAUGGUAUAAAAAACACGAAGCAGCGAGCACAAAUUCUCGAACAUCUACUCCAGACCGACCAUCUUCAGGGCAAGAUCUGGAAAAAUCUGGAGGAACGUUAAAACUUUUAAACCGAAGGUCUGAAUUUGGAAGUUCUGGAGGAUUGGCAGGCGGGUGGGCUGGGCUUUCGGCGUUUAAAGCACCGUCUCUGUCAAGUUUGCAGAAUGCAAAUGGUGGCCGUUAUUCUGGGUCACUAAAUCGUUCAAACUUCAUUCGUGGACGCCCUGUCACGAUGAGCGCCACACGACUCUCUAGGGAAUCAUUGACUGGAUCCGGAUCUGCCAGUCACAGCCCAUCUGCUUAUGAUCGCUGUUCCUUUACGUAUGGAAUGCCAUAUGCAAUGACACGAUUUGGUCAAGGUCGAAUGAGCAAUAAUUCGGGCACCGCUACUCCCACGUCAAUUUCAGAAUCCAACGCCUCUGCGAAUCCCUCCUAUGUGAAGAAGCCCUAUUUAGGAUGGCGUUCUCAGGAAAGACUGAACGCUGCUUCUGCUACUGCUGGAGGCACUACGAGCGAUGGGGCCCCCAAAUUAUCUGUUUAUCUUCCACCCGAAGAGAGAUUGGCAGCGGACUUGCUGCGAACUAGGAUUCCAAUUAGGCCUCCAAUUAGCGACAGACCUCCACUUCCACGGCCACCACCAAGAUCUGAAAAAACUUCUCUGUCCAAUACUCCCCAACAAUCUGGAAAUCAAACUCGGGCAGCCGGACACACCACGAAUGCGAAUUCAAUCCCUCCUCCAAAUUUUUAUGACACUCCACAACAAUCAUCUUCCUCUUCUUCAUCAUUCAUACUUGGCCAUGGAAGAAGCUCCAACGUUCAUGACUCAAUCCGAGAAGUUACCAACGCCAUCAAUCAAUACGUUGCCAAAGGGGAACAGGCGCCGAAACCACAACCACGAAGAAAGUCUCCUGGAAGACAAGCAAUUUGGAUGGAGUCUUCCUUCGUUGGGAGCAAGCCAGCCAACAACAAAUAAUAAUAAUACUUUUUUCUAUUUUUUUUCUAGAUUUUAUUAUGACGCAAAGCAUACAAACUAACUUUCUCUCGAAAUUAUUAGGACACAAAACAGUCAUCAAAUAUUUAUAUUUUUGUACAACCAAGAUAUAUGAACAGUUAAGAUGUACACUAACGAAAAUGUUGGCCCUUUUGAGCAGCUUUCAAAUUACUCAGAUGCAGAUACGUAUGCAUAUAGUUGCAUACAUAUGUACUGCAAAUUGCAAAUGAGCAAACUUGUUUUUAUUUUAUUAUAAAAUAGUGUAUAAAAAUUGUUGAUUAUUCGAACUCGUUUAUUGUUAAAAAUAAUAUAUUGCUUAAUUACUGUUUUUCAAUUUUCUUCGACAUGCAAGAAUAAUUUAUUCUAAUUUGUAAAUAGGUAUAUAUUGUUACAAGUGUUAUAUUAUGACUAUUAACAAUCAAUCGUUAUUAUGCUAAUAUUUGUUGAUAAUAAAAUGACUUUCUCGGUAUAAAAUGA
Folsomia candida is the source of this 10555-nucleotide messenger RNA. RefSeq names its product serine-rich adhesin for platelets. The record is from RefSeq and is a predicted model, not a curated record. Lineage: Eukaryota; Metazoa; Arthropoda; Collembola; Entomobryomorpha; Isotomidae. The coding region runs from base 1022 to 10060 and encodes 3012 amino acids. The transcript has 10 exons.